AUGAUCAGCACAAGAAGUGAUACACUGGUUGGCGUAGUUGUGUUAUUUGAGACACUAUCAUUAUGCUAUGGAAACACUGAUAUUGAAAAAGAGUUUUUGGAAAUUCGCAAAAAUCUUAAACGACAAGAAAUGGAAAUUAAAGAACUUAGAAGAGAAAAUCGUAAACUUCGCGCUGAUGUGAACAAACUUACAGCGGAAAUGGAUAAUCUCAAAAAUGUCGAUGACUUCAUUUCCGCUCGAGAUGAUUUGAUCAAGGACAAAAACAUCAGUAGAACCAUCGAGAAGACACAAACUACGAAAAAGUCUGCACUGGAUGACCCAAAGUCAAACAUGGAUCUCACUCGGAACACUAGGAUUGGGACUGAGCCUGUUGCGUUUUAUGCGUAUAUGUCAGCCCCAGAACCGAAUCCAAGUAUCGAUCACACCUUAGUUUUCGAUGUUGCAAAAACAAAUUUGGGCGGAGGAUACAAUGAAUAUAGCGGGAUGUUCUCGGCCCCUAGCUCUGGUGUAUAUGUAUUCUCUUGGACUAUUCAUACAGGAAGUCACGGACAGAACAGAUUCAUAAUUUACGUUAACCAUGACGAGGUAGAUUAUACUUUUGGCGAGACAGACAACAACGAACACGACUAUGAUUCCGAUUCUGGAACAAUGGUUGUGUCUCUAAACACUCAUGAUAACGUUUAUAUUCGAUCAGCGGCGGCUUCUUCUACAUAUGUGGUCAGUUACGCAAGCAACAACCUCAAAACAACAUUUUCGGGUUGGAAAAUAAAUUGA
Messenger RNA from Saccostrea echinata, 774 nucleotides. RefSeq lists its product as uncharacterized. Gene Ontology annotation, molecular function: protein binding. The record is from RefSeq and is a predicted model, not a curated record. Lineage: Eukaryota; Metazoa; Mollusca; Bivalvia; Ostreida; Ostreidae. The transcript has 2 exons. The coding region runs from base 1 to 774 and encodes 257 amino acids.